Molecule: messenger RNA, 1598 nt
Organism: Oncorhynchus keta (chum salmon)
Lineage: Eukaryota; Metazoa; Chordata; Actinopteri; Salmoniformes; Salmonidae
Gene: sowahd
Product: sosondowah ankyrin repeat domain family d
Exons: 2
Coding region: 380-1393 (337 amino acids)
Molecular function (GO): protein binding
Source: RefSeq, a predicted model, not a curated record
UUAAUCACGAAUUAGAAUUGAACUUUGUCAGUUACUGUUGAGGCUAGGGGAGAGAGGAGAGAAUAGGAAGUUAAAAUUAUUUAACAUUUUUUUGGAGGGCGAACUUCAACUUUAAAAUAGUUACAGAGAGCCUAUCGGUGUAGAGGGGUGGUUGCUGUUGACAAAAUAGGUUUAAGCUUGAAUCGCUGGUUAAAGAGAAAGUUAAAAUGACUCGCGCUAAGAGGAUAUACGUAAAUGCUUCUUGGCACCAAGUAGACUGACUACAGAGACAAGUAUUGAAGGUCCAAUGCGCAAUGGAGACAAGCAUUUCCUUGUUUAAUGCUAUCCAAAAUACUUAUCUAAAUUGAGGAAACGAGAAAAGGCAACUAAGUCAGGCAACAUGUAUAACGGCACCAGCAUCAGAGAGCCGACAGACAACUCGGUGACACAUUUCCAACCCCUGCAAGACGGAGGCGCAUUGGAGUCUGGAUCUGAACAAACUAAUAAUGGGCAAGACUCCCAUGUCAAGCAAUCUGGACAGGCCAACGUCUUGGACCGCUUGUCUAGAGUUGGUGUGCGGGCAUUCCCUGCCAGUGUCACUACUUAUGCUUCGGCACGCAGAUCAAGACUGCAGAGACAGCCAGAGGUGUGUGACACCAACAGUAGCUCAUCCGAGAGAGGCUCGCUCACACCCGCCAUGCGUAAAAUAUACUUGAAGGACUUGUUUUUGAACUCGUCCGGUGGAUUUGCAAGUGUUCGAUCUUCGAAAGGUUCCGGUGCGUCUUCAAGGGAGAUUGGUGAGGAGGUGGUGGAAGGUUGGGCUCUGUGCCCCAUGGAGCAUGCAUGGAUGUUGUCUGUUGUAGAUGGAAACUAUGAAACCAUCAUGGACUUUCUUUCCGAAGAUUCUAGUCUACUAACCAGGAAAGAUUUUGUCAGUGGGUUUACAGUGCUACACUGGUUAGCCAAAAGUGGACAGGAUGAGACACUAAUACAAUUGCUAAGGCAUGCUGAAAAGGAGAGGAUUCCAGUCAACGUGAAUUUGAAGGGCAGUGGGGGGCUCACCCCACUCCACGUAGCAGCUAUGCACAGUCGAUACAUGGUCAUUAAAAUUCUAGUCGGUGCGUUCGGUGCCAAUAUCGAUGCCAUGGAUUACAAUGGAAGGAAAGCUUGGCAAUAUCUGAAGGGCAACGCUCCUGAGGAGAUGAAGGAGCUUCUUGGCACUUGGGAUGAUGAGCACCGUAGCUUGGGUCAGCAGAACACUAACAACAGUGCCACACUAGUGCCCAAGUCAGAAUUGAGUGAUGAGGAGAGAGACGAUCCAGUCUACUUUGAUCGGACUCGAAUGACUGGCAGCUGGCGCGGGUCAUUUAAAAAGUUGUUGGCUCCAUUCUUGUCAUUUGUGAACAAAAAUUAAAGGUCAGAUGGCCACAUGUUUUCCCACGCGAAAUCAAGCGUUUUCAUCACGACUCAUUGAGCAUCGUUUGUAAAGACUUUUACGCACCCAAAGGCUUGGCGAAAAAAAAAAAGAUUAUGGGUUGCAGUGGAAAAGUUUUACGUUCAUCUUCAGAAUGUUCUGUAUUCAACAAUAUUGACAUUAAAUACACUUCUAUUUGAAGGCA